CGGGGGGGGCGGAAAAUCCGAACGGCGGCGGCGGCCGCCAUAUUGCGGAGCUGUCAGCGCCCGCUGCGCUCGGCGCCUCGUCCCCGCCGCGAGCAGCACGAGGCGGCCCCGCAGCCCCCUCCUGUGAGGGGAGGGGGGGGGCACCACACCUCCCUGCCCCCCCGCCCUGAGGAGUGGAGAGCGCAGCGCCCGACCCCGGGGGCUCGUGGGGUUCCCUCCCCCCAACACCUCAGCCCGGCCCGAUCGCGGCGCGGCGGAGCCCCAGAAGAGGAGAAAGAGUUUGUUGAAGACUUAAGUGAGCAAGAGACUAAAGAAAACAAAAAUGCCGAAACCAAUCAAUGUUAGAGUAACCACAAUGGAUGCAGAGUUGGAAUUUGCCAUUCAGCCCAAUACCACAGGCAAGCAGCUCUUUGAUCAGGUGGUGAAAACUGUUGGUCUUCGUGAAGUCUGGUUUUUCGGGCUACAGUAUGUGGACAGCAAAGGCUACUCAACUUGGCUGAAGCUAAAUAAAAAGGUAACACAGCAAGAUGUAAGGAAAGAAAAUCCUUUGCAAUUUAGGUUCAGGGCCAAGUUUUUUCCCGAGGAUGUAUCUGAAGAACUAAUCCAGGAAAUAACUCAGAGACUUUUCUUCCUACAAGUCAAAGAAGCGAUCUUAAAUGACGAAAUAUAUUGCCCACCAGAAACUGCAGUUCUUCUAGCUUCUUACGCUGUCCAGUCCAAGUAUGGAGAUUACAGUAAGGAGAUACAUAAACUAGGCUACCUAGCCAAUGACAGACUUCUCCCUCAGCGUGUUUUAGAACAGCACAAACUGACAAAAGAACAGUGGGAAGAAAGAAUACAGAAUUGGCACGAAGAACACAGGGGAAUGCUAAGGGAAGAUUCUAUGAUGGAAUACCUUAAGAUAGCGCAAGACUUGGAAAUGUAUGGAGUCAACUAUUUUGAAAUAAAGAAUAAAAAAGGAACUGAAUUAUGGCUAGGCGUUGAUGCUUUGGGUUUAAAUAUUUAUGAGCACGAUGAUAAGCUGACACCCAAGAUUGGUUUUCCUUGGAGUGAAAUAAGAAACAUCUCGUUUAACGACAAAAAAUUUGUCAUAAAGCCAAUUGACAAAAAGGCCCCUGAUUUUGUUUUUUAUGCACCUCGUCUGAGAAUUAACAAGCGAAUUUUGGCACUGUGUAUGGGAAAUCAUGAAUUGUACAUGAGGAGGAGGAAACCUGAUACAAUUGAAGUGCAACAGAUGAAGGCCCAAGCUAGAGAGGAGAAACAUCAGAAACAAUUGGAAAGGGCACAGUUAGAAAAUGAGAAGAAGAAAAGGGAGAUAGCAGAAAAGGAAAAGGAAAGAAUAGAGCGUGAGAAGGAAGAAUUGAUGGAACGCUUAAGACAAAUUGAGGAACAAACAAUGAAAGCUCAAAAAGAGCUAGAGGAACAGACUAGAAGAGCUCUAGAACUGGAUCAAGAACGAAAGCGUGCAAAAGAAGAAGCGGAACGACUGGAAAAAGAGCGUCGUGCAGCUGAAGAAGCUAAGGCUGCUCUAGCCAAGCAGGCAGCUGAUCAAAUGAAGAACCAGGAGCAGCUAGCAGCAGAACUUGCUGAAUUCACUGCCAAGAUUGCACUUCUUGAGGAGGCCAAGAAAAAGAAAGAAGAGGAAGCCUCAGAAUGGCAGCACAAAGCUUUUGCUGCCCAAGAGGACUUGGAAAAGACCAAAGAAGAACUGAAAUCUGUGAUGUCUGCUCCUCCUCCACCUCCUCCUCCACCAGUUAUUCCUCCAACAGAAAAUGAGCAUGAUGAACAUGAUGAGAACAAUGCGGAAGCCAGUGCAGAACUGUCUUCUGAUGGUGUCAUGAAUCACAGGAGUGAGGAAGAACGGGUAACAGAAACACAGAAAAAUGAACGUGUUAAGAAACAGCUCCAGGCUUUAAGUUCUGAAUUGGCUCAAGCCAGAGAUGAAACCAAGAAAACACAAAAUGAUGUCCUUCAUGCUGAGAAUGUUAAAGCAGGCCGUGAUAAGUACAAGACUCUUCGACAAAUCCGACAAGGCAAUACAAAGCAGCGUAUUGAUGAGUUUGAAGCAAUGUGAGAGCUGUUAUUUUGCAUAUAUGUUCCUCGUAAAGCUGAACCACCAACAGAGAAAAAGCAGGCCUUUGCAGAUUUGAUGGAUUGCACCCCACUUUGCCAAAGCACUUAAUACCAGUUUGACUACAGUGGCUAGAAGACAAAUUUAGGGGAAGCUAUUCAACAGUAAGGCAGUCUGUCAUCCCUAGCUUUUGGAGGGGGGGGGGGGGGUGGAGAGUGAAAGCAGUUUUUUCCCCAACAUGUUUUGAGUUUCAUUGUUUCGUAUUUUUUUUUUUUUCCUUUGGAAACUGAUGUGAAGUAUAUGACUGACAAGUGUAUGUAUUACUUAAACAUUAAAAAAUAGGAAGAAGAAUGGAACUGAACCUAAACUGGAUAGGUACUAUUUCGUUAUGAAGUUUGAAAUUACGUUUUUCAAUGUAGCUGCACCGUUAAGAAUUUGAUACUGCUGACAUUCAAUUUGGACUUUUUUUUUUUUCCUGAGUGAAAUUCUUUGGUGUUUCAUGGCCUGUCAUCAUUGAUGGUUUUCUUUGCCUACCUGUUCACAAAGGUCUGGAUGGCAGGUGGUAGUUCCAGGAAGUAUUUUUAGAUGGAACACCACCUGUGGGCAGCACAUGGCUGCUGAUAGGCUUGGAUAAGUAUUGCUUUUCCUAGAUGAUUCUUUUAGAUGCGCAAAAUGUUCUGAUGCAGUAAAGGGAAAAAAAAAAAAACCAAAGCUUCAUGUGCUAUUUGCUUGUAAUUAUUUUAUUUGCUGUAGGGAGACCUGGACCUUUCUGGCAAGGGAGCAUAUGAAAACAUCAGUCCCAGGGAGGGGACAGUAUCCUACCUCACUACUAUAUACAUGAUGACUGGUCCUUCAAACACCAUGAAAAAACUGUUUAAAUUGAUUAUCACUACACAGUGAUACCAUAGAAUGCUAGGAGCCUUUACUCCUGGGACUUUAAGAUGACUUUAUAGUGCUAAAUACUGUUUAACUGCCUUUUGUUGAGUUUAAAUUGUAAAAGCAUCUUGUGUGUUUUAAAAGCUGUAACCUGUCACUGGUAUACUAUCUCCUGGGAGGGGUGUAGCAUGUGUGUGAGUUGGUUUGGGUUUCCCAAUACAAAAUGAAAGUUCCCAGAAUUGGAGUAGAAGUUUGUAGCUUCAGUUUUCAGUGAAGCUGGUGGUGUAAUUGUCAUAUCUGAUAUCAGAUCACUGAUACCAAGUCCUUUCUGCCUUGAAAAGCAGACCUGCUUUUUUGAGAAAUUUGCUUAGAAAAUGAAUUUUAGAAAUAACUUUUACAGUUAUUCCUUCUGUUAUAGUACCUUAGUAAAUAUCUACAGGGAGAGAACCCUGCUUUCUCUGAGGAUGGUUCAGCUCUUUUCUGUUUGAUAUUAUGCACUCAUAAAUUUACACUUAUCUAUUACAAUUUGCCAUUUUAUUAAACAUUUUUUUCAUGCACAAUAGAUUUAAAUUUCUUAUGAACAGUCCAACUAAAUGUUUUUUGUUUUGUUUUGCGGAGUUAGAGUUUGGCUAUGUGGGGUGACAUCAUGAAAAUAAAAUAUAGAUACAUUAAUAUAUUUUUGAUUUGUGGGGCUAAACAUACCUGGUUGACCUUGCAGACUGAUGUGCAGAUGGUGUGCACGUGCUUCAGAACGCUGCUUGGUGGAAGUUGGUGUUUCUACUUGCAGUACAUUGUAAGAACAGAUUUUUUCACACGCUUCAUAAACUGAAGCUUAAGCGAAGUAUUUGAACAGUUUGCCAUAGCAGGAGAAAACUCCAGUGAGUUUUCAUUUUUCCCUGGACAGUGUGCACUAACACUAAUACAUCAGUUUUAGCAAUGGAGGAAAAAAUACCAGUCCAGUUUGCUGUUCAUAAAUCUACAAUAUAUAGAGUAGGGCUUAAAUGGAUUAGCUCCAUUUAUAAAGCUGUGUGAUUUUUUUUGUUUUCUAAACAACCAGGAACAACCAUUUGUAAUACGGAUUUUCACAAUGAACAAAGUGGUAAUAGCUGCUGUCACCAGCAGUUGGGAACACUUACUGGUGCGGAAAUACUAAGAACACAUUUAAUGAUUACUUGAUGAAGUAAUUUUCCACAUGCUUCUUCCUUUAGCAUCAUGUUUUGUGUUGUACAAUUAAGCUACAAUUACAUCUACUAUUUUGGAUAACAUUCAUUGGUUAACAAUAAAGAGAUACAGUUAAUUUCUCUGAGGUCCAUUGUUGUUAUUUAAUAUACUUUUUUCUGACAAGCUUUACCAAAUGUACUGUAAUAGCCUUUUUCCAGAGCAGCGUACAAAUUGUGAUCAGUUUUUGUUUCCCACUCUGGUCAAAAUGGAACUUAAGAGAAAAAAGAAAUUCAAAUUGCAUCCCUAGAGAAUGGUACUCCACUUCAGAAGUUACCACAUAAGAGUUGGGAGGAAGCACUAGUGAUGGUCAAUUCAAAGCAGGAUAACAGGAUGUGAAUCAUCAGAGCAAAUUGGUUUUCUUGAGAACAGAGGGUAAUUUGGCCACAUAAGAGCUGUAUGGUUAAUGUAAGAACUUUCAAUCACUGCCUACAUAUUGCUUAGCCCCAGGUUGAGAAACCUUGAUAUGUUUUUUUAAUACUUACAUUAUAGUGGACAUUGCUGUUAAAUGCAGGGAUGGCCACAUGCUUUAGAUGAUGGCAAGUUUGUGAGCUUUUUCAGCUGUCUAAUAUACUUGGAAAUGGCAGGAACGGUCCCAUAUAAAUAGGCAUACAAAUUAAUCUGCUAAGCAGCUCUUGCAUAAAUUAGACCUCCUCUCAGGUGACAUUCGGUUCUAUCUUGUAUUUGUUUGGCCCUGCACUCAGUACAAGCACAUGACCCAGAUGACAGAAUUGCUAUGAUGAAUUAAAGCAUGUGUACUUGAUUCUUCUAAGUGUGCAUAUUUCUAGUUUUGUGCUUCUCUCUUCUUGGAGCCCUUCCUGCUGAAACGUUAGAUGUAAGGUUUCCCAUUUGUUAGAGUAUAGGUGUAUAUAUUAUAUAGAGUAUAACUUCAGAAUAUUGUGCUUGAAAGGGGAGGUAAGUGCUUUGAAAGGUGUUUUUUUAUUUUAAAAAAAAUAUAUACUUUUGAGGUGUAGAGAAAAGGUACAAAUAGUGCCACUAUUUACAGGCCAGACUAAUGCAAACACCCAGAGUGCCUUCAUGUGAAAGAAGACAUUUUGUCUUCUUGAAGUAGCCCACUCCACACAUCAAAACCUACAUUUUCUGUACUCUUUGAGUACGUGUUUCUUGUGUACUCUACUUAUUUUGCCAAAAAAAAAAAAGAAUAAAAUUCACAUCUGCCUUUUUAAACCUAGUUUGGAAAGCAUGAUCAUGCUUUUGCUUCUUGAACAGCACUAGAGAACGUGUCCAUAAGCAGGUAACUUAAAAUGUCUGGGCAAAAAUGUGUGUUGUAAAUGAAAUAUUUUAAACUUCUGAGGAGAAAGUACUUCAAGUAUGUUUUCUUAAUAUUUUUAAAGAAAAGGUAGAGUUUGAAAUGAUUAAUUAAAAACUUUUGCUUUUGAGAACUGUUACUCAAGCAUUUUCCAUACCUGUUCAGAUGUAGAUCAUAGAAAAUGUCUUGUUCUCCCCAAGACAUCAGAUUAGUUUUGAGAAUAGAGGGGUUUAACAAAGAUAUUCUAUCUCAGUGGGAUGAGGUGGUUGGUGCUAGUGUUCACAAAGAUACUUUCUGGUUGAAAAUAUCAACAUAAGCAAACUGAAAGCUACUUUACAGAAGAGCAAAGUUCACUUACUAAUAGUUGUCUCAUUCUCAUCGCCCAGCCCAAAGAUACAUUACGUUAUAAGAUUUUCAUGGGAAAUGCAGUAAGUAUCAAUGAAUUAGCAUAUGAACUGGGGUAAUUUCUCUUGGAGGAUAUGCUGGGUUUUGUGCUUGGAGGGAACCUCCUGGCCAAAGUGCUGUCAGCUGUGUGGGUGGUUAGGAGAUGGUUCUUGCUGGCUGCCGUGGGCACUGCUAGGUGGUGUGUCCCUCUGCACUGCUCCUAAGCAGGCCCUGCUGCACCUUUCCUCUCCAGCCAAUUGGUUUGAAAGUAUGCGAGUUCUACAACUGGCCCUUUUCCCCGUUUGGGGACCCAUUCAACAGUGAGCAGCUCAGGGCUGGAAGGGCUGGUGUAAUAGAGAACAGUGGUGGUGGAGGACUGUGAGGAAAAAAAACCCAAGCCCAAACAUGGGCUAGACUCCUUAAUUGGCCUGUUUAUUCCCUUGUGUUAAGGACUCCUUUUCAGUGCGCUGUUGCAACAUACAUACCUUCACUAUGUGUGACCAACAAUUUGUUCAGAAAAUUCAGCAGCCAAUGUACUGGAGGUAGUUGCGCUUCCCAUUUUCCAGAGCUUGAGCCCAGCUCUACAGGCACAGGCCCGUUCUCUGCUUUUGUUCUGUGGAGUCUCUCAUUUGUGUUUGCUUUACUGUUUGCCAAUUCUGGGUUGGUAAAUUCCUCCUUUGGAGUGAAGUUAAAGAAAUUUCUACUUGUUUUGCUUUUUCUCCCUUGCAUAGAUAUUGCUGAUGUAUCAAAUGUAUAUGCUUCAUUUAAUUUGAAUGAAGAGGACUUGCCCAAGUCCCUUAAACCUCUCCCCGAGAUCUGCAAUCUCAUGUCUUCACAAGGAGAGACCAUAAUAUUUGCUGCAAUGCCUGUGAUAGUCUAGAUAUUCAGAAAGAGAGAGAUUAUGCCCACAGUGUAGGGAAAGACAAAGUCAGCCAUGGGAAGUGGAGCUUUUUGAAUCGCUGGGAUUCCAUUAGGUGUUUAUAUUGGCUUUUGCAAGUACUGUGUCAAGAGUGUUUCUGUUCACAGCAGUAGGCUUUAGGCAGUGGAAGAAACAAGGGGAGGUGGAAAUGUGCAUCAAAGGAGAUGGCCUGGGUGGUGCAAAUAUUCCUAAUGCGCACAUAAGAGUUAAAUGUUCCCUGGGCUCUGGAUAAGUGGAUCAGGUUUAAAGAGAUCAAGCUCAGAGGUAGGACAAUUUGCAUUGCUGCGGUUUUUGCUUGUUUGGGUGUUCUUUUGGUUUCUUUUAAACUACCUUAUUUACUCAAGAGGAGUUGCUGUUAUCUGAAUAUUUAGCUGAGGGCUUUUAGAAAGCCUGCUGCCCAGCACUGAACAGUCUUGGAAUUCUUAAGGCCAUGUGUACCCAACCCGUCCUCCCUGUUAUGACUUGCUGCAUUUCAGCAGAAGACGUUCUCUGCAGCCUGAUAAUUUUGCCUCAAAGCAUUUCUGCCUUGGCAAGAUAAGAGUUGAGCUCUAGCUGCCCCACUGCUUGUUCCAGCAAUGCGAAACCUGUGUGUACCCAUGUGAAACAGUAAUUGCAUGACAGGCUCCGUGACCACAUAUGCUGAACUCUGCAGGAUCUCAUAUCAAGUCUACGGCUCCCUGUGGCCUCAGCUUUCACGCUUCUUAUUCACCCUUGAUUUCUUACUUAAACUUGAUACAGUAUUUAACUUAAUCUGUAACCUCAAUAGUACAGUACUAAACUGAGCAUCCAGUAAAUGGUUGACUAGCGCAUCAAAUUCUUCCUUAAAAUGCAUUAUACUGGUGACUUGAAGUAGUCUAGCUUUACUUUUAUUUAAACAGCACUUCUGAUUAAUUAAUAACCUCUAUGAAUAUGGUAAUUGCAGUUGUAUUGCCAGAAAGAGAUUCAUUUGCAUCGGGGCUGAAGCUGAAAACUUUUCUGCCAAGUGCACUUCGAUCUUCAAUGAAGUUACAAAAGUACGAUCUCUUGCAGCCCUUAGGAUAGGAACAAGGUAAAGAUCAGCAGAAGACCUGGGCUCUGCCAAGGCCUGCCAUUGCGCUUCUGUAAAUCUGGACAGUUUACAGCGCUUUAAAUUAGGUGCUGCCUGGUCCGUGAAGAGUUUUCUGGAAGGACCAGGAAGUGCUGUUACAACAUUUUGUUAAUGUUUGGUUCUCUCAUGGUCUAAAUCUUUCCUUUGUUGUCUUUUCCCAGGAGAAAAGUAGCUUUUUGAAGUAUUUAAGCUGUUGUUCUUCCCAGAAAAACAGGAAAUAACACUAAUAUGUUAAUCUUUAACAUGUAAUGGGACGUGUUAGAGUGAACAGUGAUGUGACCCUUCAAAGUGCUCGGGGAUAUGUAGCGUGGGAAGCCUGACUUUAUAUCCAGCCUGGGUCAAGUGAUAUAAGAGUAGAUACUUUCCAAGUUUUAUUGGUUUUCUACGAAAUUUCUAAUAGCCUUGAUGAUACAUGAAUAGCGGCAGACAAUUUUCUAGUGUAAAACCCCUGAUUUAAUAUGUCUGUACAUACAUUUCCAGUGUAAGAACCCGUUGCUACUUGCCUUUUUGUACGCUAUUAGGAUGUGCAUACUGUGUAUACGUAACUGCAUUGAACUGUGCACCCUGCACAAAAGCCUGAAUAAAUGGGUUUUAAUGUUAAUCCAAAGAAUCACUAUUCAUUUGAUGAUCAAUGUUGCUUAUUGCUGGACUGCACCAAUAUUUGAUAUUUUUUCUUUUUUUUUUUUUUUUUUUCUGAGAAGUUUUAAUUCAUUUUGUGGCACCAGUCCAAAGUGGAGUCUUGUGGAAAGCCAGAUAAGCCAUGGGAUGCUGGAUUUGCAAAGCGUGGCUCACUCUUGAAGGAAAAGAUGAGAGCUGGUAAUUAAGGUAACUGAGUAAUUGAGUAGGUGGACACCCAAAUUAUUAGCAAGUUCAGCUAGCGUCCCCUGGGAAUAUAACCAGACCUUGGAAACAUUUGGGACCUUCACGAUGCCUUCUUGCACGAUAGCCUCGUGCAUUGGGUGAUCCAGCAGAGGACUUAGAUCUGAAAAGGUGGCAGCCAAAGCCUUACAGAAUGCGUCCGAAACGGUUAGUUGAUAACUGCCCUGCGAAGGAGCUGCCUCUUUGCCUGCGGCAGCCACCACUGUGAGGGGAAAGAAGCCCUCCAACUUGGCCAAUACGCAGGCUUCAUCCUGGGAGGGUUUAGGGCCACAUCCCCCACCCCUCAGGGCUGUGGGUUGAGGUGGGGGCUGUGGGUCAUGGUCAGCCUCUUGCUGAAACCCUUGCAGAGUCGGGGGGGCUGUGCAGAAGGAAGGUUCUCUGCACCUCUAACUGGCAGUGGGUUACACCAAGGCACCACCAGUUGAAGCAAGAUCCAGGCUAUGCUCUUGGAGGGCAAGGUUUGGGUUCAGGACCUCGAGAAGAACAUAAAAUUCAGAGCUGUGGGAUGUUGGGGACAUAUCUAGGCCAGCACUGCCAUUCCAGGACCAGCUCUCCUGACAUGACCCAUGUAGAGGGGAUUAAAAAUGUUCCUGGUGCUCAAGAGAAUGAAGGCACGGUGGGCUCCAGGCAUUUUAUCUCUAGCCAGAUUUUAAAGUGUUUCUGCAAAAACUGCGGCUUGAAGCAGCCUUCUCCAAAAUGGUAUUUACUUCAGAUUUCUAACAGUAAAAGGUAAUAAGACCCUUUCAUGCAGGCACAUCUGCAGUACAACUGCAAAAUGGGUUCUAUUUAGAGUUGUACUGCCUUUGCUGAUGUCUACCUACACUGCUUUCUGGCUUCUGUUGUCAGUAUUGAAGUUCUCUGGUGGAUGUCCUGCAGAGGGGCAAUUGCACAAGAUGAAGGGCGAUGUACAUUAGCAGACAGCUGUAAAAAUAGAAACCUGAAUGUAAGCGAUUUUGACAUCAUGAAACCUUUCAGUUCUUUCUCACUGCAGAUUGUAGCUUUGUUCAACAAUGUAGCUGCUCUGAUGUGGCUGUAACAGAUCAGAUUGGUGUCUUGUUAGCUGGAAUGUUCACACCCACUGCUGGUGGACUGCAGGAGCAGGUUCCGGAAGGGGUGGCAGCUCCUCCACUGCAGCAGCUGCUUUCUGUAAGCCUUGAUGGCUGGAAAUCGUCACUCUCUUCCAUGCAGGAUGACAAUUGCGCCUGUGAGAAAACCACAGGAGGUUUCUCAGUCACUCUGAGGUGGGUCAGGAUUUUGCCCUGGUGAGGAUGUUGUUGAAACAACAGAUUGAUACUUACCCGUGGGUAAAGGCUUGUCUGAAGUAUUGCUGUGGUAGAGGUGUAUGAUGAAAAAUUCUGUCCUGUAUGGAAGGAAAGAGGGAAUUCAAUCCUGCCUAUGAAUACCUGGCAGGAAAGAGCGGUGCCUGGUCUGUAAGGCAGAAAACUUGACCUUGUCACCCUUGCCUUCACCUAUGUGCUAUUUCUAUGCUUGGUGGCUGGCCAGCGGCUGUGCUGGUCGUUGUGGAAGUUCAUCACGGGUCUUUCCUCUGAUUUCACAAGUGGUGUUUGCAUUUGUGGCUGCAGCAGAGUCUGGAUUUGGACCUUAAGCAUCAUCUAGUUCUGCCCCCGUGCCAUGGGCAGGGACACGGCCCACGGGAUUGGGUUGCUCAUAGCCUUGACCAGCUCCAGGGAUGGGGCACCCAUGACUUCUCUGGGCAACCUGUGUCAGUGCCUCACCACCCUCACAGGAAAAACUUUCUUCCUAAUAUCUAAUCUAAACGUUCCCUGCUUUGGCUUAAAACCUUUACCCCUUGUCCUAUCACUGCACUCCCUGAUAAACAGCCCCUCCCCAGCUUUUCAGUAGCCCCUUUAAGUACUGCAAGGCUGUUAGAAAGUCUCCCCAAAGUCUUCUCUAGGCUGAACAAGCCCAACUCUCUCAGCCUGACCUCAUAAGGGAGGUGCUCCAGCAUUUUGUUCAACUUUGUGGCCUCCUCUGGACUCACUACAACAGAUCCGUGUCCUUCCUUGCUGAGGACUCCAGAACUGAACGCAGGACUCGAGGUGAAGUCUCAGGAGAGCAGCGCGGAGAGGCAGAGUCCUCUCCCCCAACCUGCUGGUCACACUUCUUUUUGAUGCAGCCCAGGAUAGAGUUGGCUUUCUGGGCUAUGAGCACACACUGCUGGCUCAUGUCGAGCUUCUCAUCCACCAGCACCCCCAGGUCCUUCUCUUCAGGGCUACUAUCAUAAACCUACAUAAAUUUGGGGGAUUUUCCCAGUUCUGGGAUGGCCUGACUGAAGUUCUGCUGCUGCUUUGCUUUCCGUAGUGGGUGUACACUGGCAAGUUAGUGAAGGGAUGCCUGGAUGCCUCCUAAGGCAGCACUUGCUGACCUUCAGCCGGGGGUGGUAUGCCACUAAAUGAGUUUUAAAUGUCAAAAAAAAGGGUGGGUGAACAAUUAAAAGUUUAUUAAAAGCCCAAUUCAGGUUUAGAAUAGGGUAGCAGCCCCAUUACCCGGCAGCAUGUGGCACACUAAUGCUUUCCAUUUUUAUCAUGCUGACAUUUUCCUUUCUGAAACAAUGCUAGAGACGGUGCCCUUGCCAACCACAAGCAGCUCUGCUGCACCCUGUAUGCGCAGAGUUUCAGCAUUAAUUAAAUCACUUCAUGGCAGAAGGAGCCGAGGGAAACUAAUUUCUUUUUUAUAUAAAAUAAUUCCAUAAACAAACGUAACAUCAUCCCUCUGCAGUUCCCGGAGCAUUUGCCUUUUCUUGGCCAUGGUGACGGUAAGGAGAACCAGGCAGAGCCUCAGUGCUGGUGGCAAGUUGGUGCUGAGGGCCACCCUGGUUUGUACUACCCCAAAAAGAAAUGUUUAAUCAGGGCCAAACCCCAGCAGGUUUGCGGUUACCACCAGUCUGCAAAUAUGUGGCUCAUCCCAGAGUCACCAGCGACUGCUGCAGCAGCAAGAGUGCUGCCACGGUCCGUGAGAUGUCUGCAUAGCAGAACUGCCCUUCUCAGGUGGGAUGUUUUCCUAAGUUCAGUUCAUUCCCCUCCUCCCAAGGGGAGGGAAAGAGCAUUUCUAUUUCUGAAAUCAGCAAAAUAUAAAUUAAAUCCAGGUUUUUGUGCAUGCCUGAAAGCUUUGUAUAGGUGGAUAAAACCCAAAUUCCUUUUCCUUGCCUCCCAAGCAUCCCUGGCAAGACCCCAGUGGAGUUUUCCCCAUUCUUCCUGAGGGAUGGAGUGUCCGGUCACCCCAACCACCACAGCAGCUCCUGUUCCAGAGCACAGCUGGGAAUCUCUGUAAGGUGAGCCCGGCUGACGAAAGGGACCUGCCUGGCAAACACCCAUGGCCAGUUCCUUAUCCCCCCCUCUCCUCUUGCUUACACUUCAUCCACCUCAUGUAAAUUAAUAGCGGUGUUUAGUUUCUGUUGUGCCAACCUGCUGCUCAGGGCAAGUUCAGCUGAAAGGGGUGGGGUAGGGGGCAGAAGAAGAAAGCCCAACCCUGUCUGUUGAGGCUAUUAAACAGACACCAGGAAGAUCUUCUGCAUACCUACCACGGGAUGCUCACACAUGUCCCAUCCCCCGACGCAGCUGUUGGACAUGCUGGGAGAGGGGCCUGGGUCUCAGGGAUCGUCUGCCUGGACUGCGGAGGGCAAUAUCAGAAUGAUAGAAUGGUUUGGGUUGGAAGGGACCUUAAAGAUCACCCAGUUCCGCCUCCUCUGCCAUGGGCAAGGACACUUUCUACUCGAUCAAGUUGCUCAAAGCCUUGUCCAGCUUGGCUUUGAAGUCCUCCAGGGAUGGGGCAUCCAUGACUUCUCUAGGAAACCUGUGAAAGUGCCUCCCCACCCUCACAGUGGAGACAACCCAAAUGCUUUAAGAGAGACUGUAGGCAGCUGCCCAAAGGAACCAACAGUGAUGCACUGCACCGUACAGCUCAGCAGCCACGGAACCCUUACCUCAGGUCAUCGAUCCAUCUCUUCUUGCUGGAGACGAUCAUCCAUCCCAAGCCCUCUCUCUGCAUACACACUCUUUGCUCAAGCUCCAAGCAUUGAUUUACUGAAAAGCAGCUACAAUUCAAAGAGCACUUUUGGAAAGAAUGAUAUAUUUCCCACAUGGUGAGUGCCAAGGCUCAGCUGAGCUGAGGGCGAUGGGAGCACCUCAGCCAUCGAUGCCCCAGCGCACCCCAGCCUGUCUUCUGGCAAGUCCACCUGCAGAUCAGAAUAACGCUGUGCAAGCACAGAACAUUCUGUUGCAGACCAAGCAGCUUCAUGCCAGAGCUUGCAAAGCACACACUGCGUGAAGCCAAACAGCGUAUCAGCAGUGGCGCCGGCGGCUCAGGUAGUUCCUGCGAUGGGAACAUGUCACACUGCCAGUGGGGAAAGUGCUUCCCGCCCUUCGUAUUAAAUGCACUCAGCUUCCCAGCACUCCUCUGCUCUGCUGCCGAUGUGAUCAGUCACGGUUCAUGCACAUGAUGCCGAGUUUUGAGCUCAGCAGCCCUGGAGGUACAGCGCGGUGGUAUUUCCACCCAACUGCUGGGGAGGGACAUUCCCCUUUCACUCCAGUGCCUCCAUCUGCCCCGAACCCAGGCAGAGUCCAAUCACAUGCUCAGGCUACAGAGAGUAAAACAGAUGUUCACAGCUGUGCAAACAAUUUUGCAUUAAGCAGAUUACCCGUGGUCACAACUGAUGAAGGGCAACACUACAUGUCUUUUUUUUUAGGCCAACUGCUCGUUCCAUUUGCAUCUCCCUGUUUUGAUCCUUCUCGCAGGGCUCGUCAGCUGCUCCGGCACCUGCAUGUAGGGCUGGAGAGGGAAGGAAAAGGGCUCCCAGUAAGUCUGGCAUGCUGGCCCUGGCCAGGCAAUGACACUUGACAAUAAAACCAAUUGAACAGCUCAGUGUAUUUUGAAUAUUCAUUUUAUCACUGUCUAUAGCAGCUUCUGCUGCAUAUUUGCAUUCAUCAGAUAGUUAUUCUAGCCUAAAUUCUAUUAUAUCAUAAAUUCUAUUCUAUCCUAAACUCUAUUCUAUUUAACUCACGAUGUUCUAAGCUAGACCACUAAUAAUUACACAAUGAAAGAGGAACAGAUACGUCGUAGGAGUUCAAAGGAGACCAGGUCCACUGGCACGAAGUCUCCACCCAAAUUCUGCUAUUAAAUGACCAGAAUUGUUAUUUAACCUCAGAGAUUUUAUCUUUUCAAUAACCAAAAUAAGGGGGAAACACUUAUUAAGUAUGAAUUACUGCAUUAAAAUGAACUGAUAAUCUAUACUAUUUUCUUUUCACAUUUGAAUUCUCUGUUAUAAUUUACUCAGAGUGAGCAAUUUUGCUGUGCAGGUAGAACACAAAACUGUCUAUAACUCACUGCUGCCUUCUAUGCUGCUCUUCAGGGUUUUUAUUAUUACUAUUAAACAAAAACAGCCCAUCAAUGAGGAAAAUGAAUCUUUAUUUUUUUUUCUCUAAAAGCAGAAUCCAUGUACAUGGCUUUUUGUACGGUUUAGAAGGUGGUUUUACGAUGUGAGUAGUCACAUCACAGAAAUAAUACAGAACGACCAGUGAAGGAACGAAGAGCCACUUUGACAAUUGCUUUAUCAAAUAGCAAACGUUAUUUUUUAACUAAUGUUUUUGCCGGAGUGGACUUCAGGACAAUAUUAAAAUCUCACCUACUCAACACAAAUACAGAGAUAAUGAGGGGAAAAGAACUACACAAUUAUUGCUGCUGUAUCUGCAUUUCUGUUUCCUUGCAGAACGUUGUGUAAUAUGCUGGUAAAACAGUUUUUAAAUAUCAGCUUCAUUAAGAAUAUCAUUCACAUAAAUAAAAAGUAACCAACCAGCCAACCUGUCUUGGUAAAUUAGGCUUCAUCUGAGAUCAAGAGAAAAUAGUUGUUUCACAAAAAAAGCGGAGAAGUUUUGUUUUACAAGGUGAAGAGUAGAUCGUUACACCUUUGAACUGCUGAGGAUGGAUGUGCAUAAACAUCUAAGUUGAUUUGGUUUCUAGGUGUUCCCAAAGACCAUGAAUUGCAAUCCUGGCUGAAUGAUCUCCUUGCACCAGUGAGAUCUCACUGCCCUCUGGGAGCAGGUGGUUCCCAGCUGUGCUCCAGCUGUGCUCCUCAAGGCCCCCAGUCCUCCUGCCCGCUUUAUUCAGCUCUUCUCUAAUGUCACUGAAAUUGGCCCAAGCGAGUAGUUGUGCUCAAGUUGGGCGUAUGGGUAAGUGUUCAGGAGACUAUGAGUCCAAGAGGAGCACUACUGCAAUCAUUGAGGCUAAGGGACAAACAGAGUAAUAGAGUACGAGUAAUCCUCAUAACUAUGAAAACCACAGUGUAUGUGAUAGUGUCCGUAUCAACAUCUCAGACACUCUUGGUACCGCCAAGAAAACCCAGCGUACAGGAGGAGGAUUCACAAGCAAACAGACAUCGCACAUGCGAUAAGGUGACGAAGAUCUCCAAUUUCUGAUGAAGCCUUUAGAUACAUGAAAUGUACGCUAGAACAUCUAAAGAUGAAGUCUGAACAUCUCUCACAUUACCUAGCAGAAGGUUAGCUGGAGCGAUCAUUUAACACAGAUGAUUUUAGGAUUAGUUACAAGGUUAGGCUAAACAAUGUGCACAUCCACAUUUAAAUGGAACAAAAUUCUUCAACUACGCUUCUCUAAAAUUUACAAAGUAUAUAAAACGCAUGAUUUGACAUUUAUAAAACCUCAGCCCUUUUAUAAAAAAAAAAAAACAAAACAAGGCCAUAGUUUUAAGUUUAAAUCUAUUGUUUCUUUCUUCUCAUCAGAUUUAGUUCCUAUGAUAAAUAAAAAAUAUAAAUGCCACUCCACCACGGCCUUAUAAUGCAAGGAAUAAAUUAGCAAGAGUCACACUGCAAAUCAAAAUAAAUAAUUUCUAAACUAUUUUUCUUAAAAAAAAAAAAAAAAUUGGUCUCUUUAAUUGCACAGUACUUUAAAUUUUCAGUAGCGAUGAAAAGUCAGUUGGGUAUUUUUCUAAAUGCUCCAGAGAGUAUGAAAGCAUUGUGUCUCAUUUUUCAAGCUUUACACACUGCAAACACCUUGGUCAAACCAUCAACUGAUAAAACUGAGAAAUGUUUUGGUAGUCUCUCACUGCAGCAAGAUGCUGCGGUAUGUCUCACCCAAGGCAUUCCAUCCUCUGGUGCUCACCUUGUUGGAGCAAACACCCCCGGCUUCCCAUUCCGUGUGAGGUACUCUGGUUUACACCAAUAGCUUUGAUAUUUUUGGAAAAGCGUUCACCAGUAGCUACGACUUUCACAGCAGAAGAUCAUCAAGAGUUCAACAACAGUCCACAUACUCCAAGACUACAAAAAGUCCCCUUCAAGGGGUUCACCGGACUGGCACGCCUUCUUGUUUGGGGUGUCGCAUGGACACGUCAAGCUUUUGGCUUUCCCCGGAGCUUUUUUGCAGUGGAGGACCACGCUACAAUUAUAGACAUAUCAAAGAAAAUAGGAAACCUGAAAAGAUAUGAUCUUACCUCAGACUGUUAGCAGUAGUCUUAAACCCAAGUGUACGUGUGUGUAUAUAUACAUAUAUAUGCACACACAGAGAUUAUUUUAAAGAGAAGACAACAAAGCGAUUAAUACUGUCACAGCCUAGGCGUAUUUAGCUCAAAGUUAGGUAUCCGUGGGACAUAUUUAAAAACUCUAAAUACUGGCAUUGUUGUAUACAGAACAGUUGUGGGCAGAUGCCUCAUGUAAAUGUGCAUUCAAACCACUCCGUAUCUAUGUACUAUUCCUGAUGGAGCUAUAAUAGCUUGGGAUUGUACAUAAAAAUAUGGAGUUUCUGCUAGGUAUCAAAACAAUUCUCAGAUACUGAAGAAAAGGGAAAGUGCUGCCCUCUUCUCAGCCGUGGGAUAGACCCAACUUGGAGGUACUUAAUCCUUCACUGCAAUUCUAGCACUCAGCUGGGACAAAGACCAUAUCACCGAACGACCUUUACUGUUCAGGUCACACAGGAUGUUACAGGUCAGUUAUUUGUAUCAAUAACACCGACAAAUGUAGUAUCUGACGAGCAUCACUCCAUUAACGUUUAUUACUGGUGUCCUCUCUAAAGGCUGUUAAAUAUCAAGACUGAUCUCUUCAUUGUGGAGGAGUUCACAUGCAACUCCACAUUCUUUCUGUUAUCACAGCAAAACCAAAGGCAGUAUCAGGGCCAAUAUUUUUUUCCACAGUAAAUCUGCUUUACCCAACUUAAAAGAGUCUAAGGGGAACUAGCACAUCAUUGCACAACAUUAAAAACCACCAAAUUACUCCUGUUCUUUUACUUUUAAAGCAUUUUCAGUGCUUGAGUACAAAGCUAAGAACCUAUUACAAGAAUUCUCUAGCAAUCCACACACUUCCAGGGAUUCAAUACUGCAUUAAAUGUUAUGUGGAGGCAAUCAAUACUGGUUAUCCAGGUCCGGGUGCUGCAGCACACAGUCCCACAUGUUUCCUCGCACUGUUUUAACAACGUGGCUAAGCCUGCUGAUCCAAUACUCUAGGCCAGACUGCUACAUCUACGUGGUAGGAAGCAUUCUGAUGCUCAUGUGAUAAGGAAAAAGACAAAACACCUCUAUUAUAUACAAGUUCCUGUUCACGCUUGAAGGAAUUCAACUUUUGGCAGAAGUAAAUUCCUACAUAAAAAAUAAAUGUAGAAACCCAUUAAAAACACAAAUAUAACAAUUGCAUUAUUAAAACAGCUGCAUCUACACUAUGGUGUAGUACUUAAGUGUAAUUCGAUUUUAAAAAAUCUUAGUGUACGAAUAAGAUGAGAUCCAUUCCCCGGUCCAAACCUCAGCGUCAGUGCUGCAUCGAUCUCUACAUUAAAACAUGCUCUACAGAUGGCGACCAACCAAAUCCAGGGAAAAACUGUUGCCACAGGUGAAGAGGUCCUUUCCCUAAACAGACAAUGCAGGACAGAUGGCACAGAGCCCCUCGGGUGUCACCGCAGGGGCCGGCGAUGGCAGAUCCCGCAGCACGUCAGCAGUGGAAGCUGCACGAGCACUACGUCCUGAAUUGGUUUGCUGAACAUGGUUCAGAUUAUUGGAUAUGUCUAUAAGCACAAUGCUCUUUAGAAGCAUUUACUGUAUACCCAAACCCUACUUGCUGCAACACACAGUGUCACACAAGUAGUGAAAACUUCUUCGUAUUCAAAGGUGCUUGGACAUCAUUUUCAGGCAGCAUUUUACCUUUAUUUUAGUGAGUCCCCACUACAAAGAUUUUAGAAGGAAGAAGAUGCCAAUAGUUUCUUUUUUUCUUUUUCUUUUUUUUUUAAAUACGUGAAAUCAAGACAGACACCU
Molecule: messenger RNA, 17966 nt
Organism: Cuculus canorus (common cuckoo)
Lineage: Eukaryota; Metazoa; Chordata; Aves; Cuculiformes; Cuculidae
Gene: RDX
Product: radixin
Exons: 15
Coding region: 323-2074 (583 amino acids)
Biological process (GO): positive regulation of early endosome to late endosome transport; positive regulation of protein localization to early endosome; regulation of cell shape
Cellular component (GO): microvillus; adherens junction; filopodium
Molecular function (GO): actin binding; cell adhesion molecule binding
Source: RefSeq, a predicted model, not a curated record